AUGAGUACCGGUGGCGAAGAGACGGCCCUCGUGGCCGCGCAACCACUGCCGGCCGGCUGCCGGUCUCGGCCCUUCUCGACGCCUUCCUGCAAUCAGCCUCUGCGGCGGAUGCUCGUCGACGCCCGCGGAUCGCGGCCCGUGACGCGACCGGUGCCCGUGGCUUGCGCCGGCGUCGAGCUCCUCCUGCCGGCCACCGCGAACCCGCUGUGCGCGCGUCUCGCCCGCGACUGUCACGAGCAGAACGCGACCGUGUCGCGACUGGCCUGCGGUCGUCUCGCGCUCGUCACGACGCGCGCCCUGGGCGCGGGCGAGGAGCUGCGGCCCUGGCUCUCGCCCGCGCUGCUCGCCGAGCUCGGCGUGCCGGCGGCGCUGACGCCGGCGCACAUCCGCGGACACCGGUGCUACGCGUGUCCGGACUGUGGCGCGGCCUUCGAGCAGCCCAACCCGCUCAAGGCGCACCUGGCGCUGGACGCGUGCGGCGCCAAGCCGCCGAGGUUGGCGCCUCCUCCCAGGCACGCGUGCGCCUUCUGCGGGAAACUCUACUCGCGCAGGUACGGCCUGAAGAUUCACGUACGCACUCACACCGGUCACAAGCCCCUGGAGUGCCGUUUCUGCCGGAGGCCUUUCAGCGACCCGUCCAACCUGAACAAGCACGUACGCCUGCACGCGCAGCGGGACUCGCCUUACCGCUGCGCGCUGUGCGCCAAAAGACUGGUGCGCCGCCGAGACCUGGACCGACACCUUCGCGCCAGACAUCAGCUCGAAGCUCAGCCUGUACUGGCAGCCACCAGGCCAACCUCUGCGACGACGACAGCAGCGUCGGCGCUCUCCUGA
Molecule: messenger RNA, 834 nt
Organism: Rhipicephalus microplus (southern cattle tick)
Lineage: Eukaryota; Metazoa; Arthropoda; Arachnida; Ixodida; Ixodidae
Biological process (GO): regulation of transcription by RNA polymerase II
Cellular component (GO): nucleus
Molecular function (GO): DNA-binding transcription factor activity, RNA polymerase II-specific
Source: RefSeq, a predicted model, not a curated record